Messenger RNA from Microthlaspi erraticum, 816 nucleotides. Lineage: Eukaryota; Viridiplantae; Streptophyta; Magnoliopsida; Brassicales; Brassicaceae. The record is from the annotation of a GenBank genome assembly.
AUGUGCUACAAAGUGGACUCUUCCCGUGGUUCAACGGUUCAACGGACACAAGUCAUGAGAUCCAAAUUUGGGCUACCACCCUGCCUGUCCCGAGGUUGGAGUGCUUUUCGACUAAUGUCAAGGGGUUCUAUGUUGCUGAAGGUUGGGCAAUUUCAUACCCUCCAAAACAAGAGAAGCCUCAUUAUGCUCGUGUUCGAGCACUUGCUUGCAUUUCUCAUUCCUCUCAAUGGAUUGAGACAUGUUAUCGAUGAGCUGAUUCAUUCUCCUCUUCUCUACUUCUUCAUUAUACUAAAAUGGCAGGAAGCAAAGGUAACGCAUCUUCCGUUCUUGGCUUCCGAUCAUGCCCCAUUAUAUGUCCAACUAUCUCCGACCGUGAGAGGAAACGCAAAGAGGAGACCCUUUCGUUUCGAGGCGGCGUGGUUGAAGCAUGAGGGUUUUCAACAGCUGUUGACGGCUUCGUGGCGAGGGGAGAGAAGCACGCCUCAGGCCUUGGACUCACUCAGGAUGACUCUGAAGAAGUGGAACCGUGAGGUGUUUGGGGAUGUACAGAGAAGGAAGGAGAAGCUACUAAGUGAGAUACAACAUGUGCAGGACUCCCUGGAGAAUAACCAAUCAGACUCUUUACUAGCAAGAGAGGAGAGGCUGCUUAAAGAGUUUGACGUUAUUCUGGAGCAAGAAGAGUUGAUAUGGUUCCAGAAAUCGAGGGAGAAGUACAUAGCGCUGGGGGACAGGAACACAUCUUACUUUCAUACGUCAACGGUUAUCCGGAGACGCCGAAACCGUAUCGAGAUGCUCAGGAACGACGAGGAGAUUUGA